CUGCCGAAGUGAACACGCAAAUUCUUAUCAUUCCGCAAAAGUUUAGUGAGCACAUUAGUCACGUCGUUUUGAGGACGAUCUUUAUAUUUGCGAGUAUAUUUCCGGUUAGUGCAGUUAUUUGCCGGAAUUGGUUUCUUUCACCGACCUUUAGCGUGUUCCGCAUGCGUUGGAAGCGUAAUUUGAGCUGGUAGGAUGAUAAAGUCCACUCGGAAAUAUCGCGUGCGUGUUUUUCCUUUAUCUGAUCGAGUUUCUCGUGAAGGUGACGGGGAAUUCACUCCAAAGUGAGAAGACAAAUAAACACACAAGUGAAUAGUCUAUUGCGCUUUUGUUUACCUUUUUCGCUAAAAGGCUUUACUCAAUUCAUGAGUUUGGACAAAAAGCUGCUCAUUGUAUGUGUUGUUUACGAAAGUGUUGGACUUGUUUGUGUUGCGGAUUUUGUCUGUUGAAGGGAGGAAAUUUGUGCAGAUUUGCGUGCUUGGAGGAAACGCGGCCAUAACUUCCUGAACGAUCAGUUCCCGUCAUCGGCAGGAAAAUGAUGGAAGAAGCUGAAGAUGGCGAUAGCUUCGCUAUCCUCGUAAACGAUAAGACAAGAAAUCAUCGAUCACCAAUGGGGACUCUUUCGCCUCCCAGGCCGGAUGUAAUUCUGGACACCAGUGGGGGACCGUUCAUCUCGCUAGACAUCAAUGGCGGCGAUUCGGAUGAAUCGAGUAUUGACUGUGUCAUCCCAGGCAAUGUUUCCAAGAUGUCAGAAAGGGUCAGAAGUUUUCUUUUGAUGGAUGAGGGCGAAAAUAUGCAGCAGAAAUCGUCUGAUAUCUUCUGCAAGAAGCUGAGUGUAGCACCGGAGGCGAAAAUCAAAGUGGUUUCUAUUUUUGGAAACUCCGGCGACGGGAAGAGUCACACAAUGAACCACACGUUUUUUGGCGGAAAGGAAGUGUUCAAAACGUCAGCCGAGCAGGCUUCUUGCACGAUGGGUAUUUGGGCGGCCUUUUAUCGGCCCAAUAACGUUCUCUGUCUGGACACGGAAGGCCUGCUGGGAGAAACGACAAACGAGAACCGACAGAUGAGGAUGCUGUUGAAAGUUCUAGCCAUAUCGGACAUUGUCAUUUACCGCACGCGGUCGGAAAGGUUACGUUCUGAUAUGUACACAUUUCUGGGAAAUGCAUCCAAGGCGUAUAGUAAGUAUUUUUCUGCUGCCCUGCAAUCGCUGAAACUUUCCGAGGUGCCACAGUGCCUCGGACCGGCGGUUAUAAUUUUCCACGAAACACAAAACACAGAAGUGCUGAAGGAGGAUGAUGAGGGCAAGAAAGAGGAGGAUAUACUUCGCGAGCGAUUCGCUAAAAUGAAAUUAGAGCUGACCGCGUUUAGCUCGCUGCGAUAUGUUGGCGUACGAACGAACAAACAUCCGACAAACUUUGAACAACUCAGAAUGGCGUUGGAAAGGGAACUGAAUAAUACUACUGUACGAUCACCUCGGCAGCCGAAAGUCGUUUUCGAAACGCUGGAAGCGCUCAAUCAGAAGUUUAACGGUGAGCUGUCGUCGGUUCCGCACAAUACCUUCCCGGAGCAAUAUUUUACAUGUACGACAUUCUGCAAAUCUUGCGAGGCUCGAUGUCAGCUGUCGAUGGGGCAUCUGAGCGCAGGGGAGGAUCACAAGUAUGUUGGAGCCUGCCGGUAUCAGCACCAGUACGAGAAUAAAGUUCUGAUGUGCAACAAUUGCCAUACGAACGGACGCCAGGUGGUGGUAACCCAAAAAACGCAGACCAGUUGUGACUCUUCCUGGAUUGGAUUGGCGAAGUACGCAUGGAGCGGAUCGGUUAUCGAGUGUCCCCACUGUGGCGAGAUCUAUCGAGCCCGGCAGCACUGGUACGGGAACAAAUCACCGGAGCAGGACGUCGUGAGAACCGAGAUCGUGCAUGUAUGGAACGAUAACACUUCGUCCAACCGGAGUCCUGCGCAUUCUGCCCAGAUGGUGCUGGAUGGGAUGACCUACCUAGGGGAUGCCGUGGCCAGCGUUAGCGCACAACCCGCAAAAUCCCUUGUGAACAUGUUGAAUAACGCGAUACGGCCGGAUUAUUGGGAACCAGACGAUGUUAUAAUUACCUGCCGAGGCUGCGAUCGCGAUUUCGAGAAAUACGGACUGUAUAAACAUCACUGCCGUGACUGUGGGAAGGGAUUCUGCAAUGCUUGUUCAGGGUCCAAGAUGCUGGUGUUAAGUCGUAAUUGGAACUAUCCGGUACGGGUCUGCAACGGCUGCCGGACUAAGUUGAUACAAGCACAAAGACAGGGGCAAGAGAACGGUGGUAUUCAAGCAUUAAGUGACGCAACUGAACAAGAUCUGACAUCUUCUACAGGCAACAGCCAGUCCGGCGAGGCUGCGGAAGUCAACAUUACGGCGCGAAAGUAUGGCGAAGUACUUGUCAACACCUUUGCCAACAUAGGAGCAGUGCUGGAAUAUCCGAAAGAUUACAUCAAGAAUUCUGCACGACCUUCCUACUGGGUUCCGGAUUCGGAAGCACCUCGCUGUAACAUAUGCCGACUUGUGUUCGGAGUAGCCGAAGAAAUAGAUUCGACCACAGCAGUUGUUCAACCGGGACCGAGUUCCAGCGAGAAUGAUGUACCUGACCAAUUGGCGGCUGCCAUGGCGGAUGAUACGCCAUCUCAUUCAUCGUCCCAAAGUAUCGACCGACGGAGACACCACUGCCGGGCUUGCGGGAACGCGGUGUGUGCAAGCUGUUCGGAGCAUAGUCGGCCAGUACCGAAGCGAGGCUGGACGAAUGCGGUCCGAGUGUGCAACAAUUGUAUUUUGGGCAAUGAUUAGUUCUGAGAAGUGUUGCUUCACUUAAGUUCCCGCGAGAAGACAACGUGCGACUCAAAAUGUGAUAAUUAGUGUGAACGUUUCGUAUUUACUUUUGUUGGUCUUUGUAGCUAGCGAAAAUUCUGAAAUUUUGUUUAUUGUUUUCCCAUGGUUUUAAAAGCGCACAAAUGAUUGUUUUGUAAAUUGAUUCGCAUGAGUUCUACCGUUUUUAGAUCAAAAUUAGAAGAUCACAUGUUUCCCGAAAUAGACCAACUUACUUUAAAAUUAUUCAGUUGGUAAAUGAUCUCAUUCUGAUCUUUUUCUCUGUAUAAACGACCACACUAGGCCGAUCUUUUCACAUUCCCCAGUGCAUGGAACUCGGGUAAGAUUACGUUUACAAACACGAAAAAGAAAGCUCUCAUGAGUUUGAUGUUUAGAAGGAUGAUGCAAUGUCGAGUGUUUUCCCAGAAUCUAGAUUGUAUCUUGAGAACUCGAUCCGAUCUGUCGAGAAUAUUUGUUCAUGGCAAAGCAUGGAAUAAGAAGCUCGUUGCCAUUUAUAACCGUGUUUCGCCUAUCGCAUCACCCUCGAACCCAGUUCUUCAUCAUUUGCGAAAUACAUUAAAUUGUUAGAAUUGGCAGAACCUUACAAGUUGGUCUAUCGAAGAAGGAUAACAAAAUACGCACUGAAGAGAAUAAUUUUCAUGCUUAGGGUAAGAUUUGCCGUAAACUUAUUGCACAUGUUUAGCGUUGUAGCGAAUAAUAAAUCAGAUAUUGUUGAUCUAUGAUAUUUUCAAAUAAAAUUAAACUGAUUUGUAUACAUUUCA
Molecule: messenger RNA, 3618 nt
Organism: Toxorhynchites rutilus septentrionalis
Lineage: Eukaryota; Metazoa; Arthropoda; Insecta; Diptera; Culicidae
Product: zinc finger FYVE domain-containing protein 1-like
Exons: 6
Coding region: 533-2818 (761 amino acids)
Molecular function (GO): metal ion binding
Source: RefSeq, a predicted model, not a curated record